Messenger RNA from Aegilops tauschii subsp. strangulata, 1573 nucleotides. Its product is annotated as thioredoxin H-type. The record is from RefSeq and is a predicted model, not a curated record. NCBI's taxonomy places the organism in Eukaryota, Viridiplantae, Streptophyta, Magnoliopsida, Poales, Poaceae.
GCGGCAUCAUGUCAUUGACCACCAGUGUCGAUGUGUUUAAGGCGCCCCGCAGAGGCUAUUACUGGAGUUAUUACAUCAUCACAAGUUCUCUGGAGCUAGAGUCCGCCCUGGCGCACCCUCUAGCGCAAACCUAUCCGGUGGUGCUCAUGUUCUGGGCGAGCUGGAACGAGCCAUGCAGGGUGAUGAUGAGACCCUUCAGGGCCAUGGCCGUGGCUAAGAGGAGGGCCGCCAUAUUCUGCCAGGUGGACGUCGACAAGUUCAAAGAUAUCGUGGAGCGGUACCGAGUGGAGGCGCUGCCGACGUUCUUGCUGCUCAAGCAAGGUGUGGAGAAGGGCAGGGUCGUCGGCGCCAAGGUCGGGGACCUCAGCAUCAUCAUCAUGGCCAACAUAUGAAUGAUACAGUACUACUGGUACUAGAUAGGAUCUGUCGACUGAUGGUCUUUUCCAUCAGCCGGCCUUUCCGUUAGGUAUAUUAUUGGUGAAUCAACGGUUGAGAUAUGUAUCAAUUUAUCUCGUCGAAAAUCUCAAUCACUUCAGCCCUGCGGCACUCUGUCAUCUAGGAAAGUACUGUGCACACGACAUAUAGGGUGAACGACCAUUGCACAAUGGUCCGAUAAGCGGUUUGCAAACAGUUUGUUGCCAUGCAUGGACGGCUUCACUGGAUUGUGGUUCAAAAGUCGUCUACGCACUGUCGCCUCCAUAGAAGACCAGAUAUAAAUAGCAUACUUACUGUGCCUGAGUUGUGCACUUGCCAAUACAAAGUGUUUAAUAUUAUUUUUUGAAUGUAUCUAUUUUUAUGAAGCAUUAAGGUUUAUCUAUUUAUAAACAUAUUAUAGCAUCAGAAAAUCAUUUAUUUCUAAUUUCAAGUUUUGCUGUCCAAUUAUUUCAUUAUAUCUGGCAUUGAAUCGCUCCAUACGGGUAAACCAAGCAACCAUUAAAUCCAAACAACACCAAAGAGAGACGAUCGCACAUCUAUCUAUCUAUAGAGAUACUAAGCUCCCUUGAAUUGAAGGGUGCUUUGAUGGUUGUGCGAGUCGCUGAGGACCCCACGCGCAAGUGUGUGGUGUUUAGUUUUUAUUUCUUCUUUAAGAUCCCCUGAAUUGAAGCGUUCUGGUGCUUUGACGGUUGUGGUAGUCGCUGAGGACCCGACGCGUAAGUGUGUGGUCUUUAAUUUUUAUUUCUUCUUUUUCCAUGUUUUAAUUUAUGAGUGUUUACUUAAAUUUGUGUACUUGGAAAAACAUAAACAUAUUUUAAAAUCUUCUUCUGAGCUAGCAGUGGGGGCGAGCGAAAUAAACAAGCGAGAGGACCAGGGAGCCUAGCUAAGCGAAUGACCCGUGUGAGCGUUGUAGUAGCAAUUCCAUGGUUUUAGUGUGAAAUAGGAGCAAACAAUCACCACCGGCUGACACCAAGGCCGAAAUGUGCAAAGAUUUCACAACCACGCAUCAAACACCUCACCUAUCUUCUUAGAAAAAUGUUGCAACAGCAACCCAACAUGAUAAACGAAUAAAAAAACACCACCAAUAAAAAAUUAAAACACAAAGCUAACAAAGAUAAAAUCAAAACAAAACAACUGA